AUGGCGGCGGAAAGUGGAGACGGAAGUGGACCAGAUGAGCUCAGAGGAUCCCAGUGGGCAGUCUGCCCAGCAUUAUCAAACAUACCUGGUCUGUACAUGUACAACAACUACUUUUACAUCUAUUCUGUUCACAUUCAUCUCCAUGCUGCUCCUUGUAGACCAGUGGGUUGUCAGACUGUUCAGCAGUGGUUUGGGGUGGCUGUAGCCCAGGAGCUGCUCGAGGACAAAAUCAUCACUUUUGUAAUGGAUGAGCUGAGGAAGAUCCAGAAGGUUUUGAGUCCAGACUACAUAAAAUGUUUAGAAAGUCAGAGGGAGGAUAAGGAUGAAGAACAAAGUAGGGGCAUCAGAGAGGCAUUUGCAAAGAUUGCAGUGUACUUCCUGAGGAGAAUGAAGCAAGAAGAGCUGGCUGACCGUCUGCAGAGCAACCUUCCAGCUACAGUUUGUCAGCGUGAACUUAAAUCUAGUCUCUAUAAGAAGUUCCAGUGUGUGUUUGAGGGGAUCGCUAAAGCAGGAAACCCAAAACUUCUAAAUGAGAUCUACACAGAGCUCUACAUCACAGAGGGGGGGACUGCAGAGGUCAAUGAUGAACAUGAGGUCAGACAGAUUGAAACAGCAUCCAGGAAACCAGACAAACCAGAAACAACAAUCAGACGAGAAGACAUCUUUAAAGCCUCACCUGGAAGAGAUGCACCAAUCAGAACAGUGCUGACAAAGGGGUUGGCUGGCAUUGGGAAAACAGUCUUAACACAGAAAUAUACCCUCGACUGGGCUGAAGACAAAGCCAACCAGGACAUCCAGUUCAUAUUUCCAUUCACUUUCAGAGAGCUGAAUGUGCUGCCAGAGGAAAAGUUCAGCUUGGUGGAACUUAUUCAUCUCUUCUUUACUGAAAUCAAAGAAGCAGGAAUCUGCAGCUUUGAAGACUUCCAGGUUGUGUUUAUCUUUGAUGGUCUGGAUGAGUCUCGACUUCCUCUGGACUUCUACAAAACAAAGAUCCUAACUGACCCUAGAAAGUCCACCUCAGUGGAUGUGCUGCUGACAAACCUCAUCAGGGGGAAACUGCUUCCCUCUGCCCACCUCUGGAUAACCACACGACCUGCAGCAGCCAAUCAGAUUCCUCCUGACUAUGUUGACAUGGUGACAGAGGUCAGAGGGUUCACUGACCCACAGAAGGAGGAGUACUUCAGGAAGACAUUCACAGAUGAGGAUCAGGUCAGCAGGAUCAUCCCCCACAUCAAGACAUCACGAAGCCUCCACAUCAUGUGCCACAUCCCAGUCUUCUGCUGGAUCACUGCUACAGUUCUGGAGUAUGUGCUGAAAACCAGAGAGGGAGGACAGCUGCCCAAUACCUUGACUGAGAUGUAUAUCCACUUCCUGGUGGUUCAGACCAAAGUGAAGAAGGUCAAGUAUGACGGAGGAGCUGAGACAGAUCCACACUGGAGUCCAGAGAGCAGGAAGAUGAUUGAGUCUCUGGGAAAACUGGCUUUUGAUCAGCUGCAGAAAGGAAACAUGAUCUUCUAUAAAUCUGACCUGACAGAGUGUGGCAUUGAUAUCAGAGCAGCCUCAGUGUACUCAGGAGUGUUCACACAGAUCUUUAAAGAGGAGAGAGGACUGUACCAGGACAAGGUGUUCUGCUUCAUUCAUCUGAGUGUUCAGGAGUUUCUUGCUGCUCUUCAUGUCCAUCUGACCUUCAUCAACUCUGGAGUCAAUCUGCUGGAAGAACAGCAAUCAAACUUUAAAAAUCCCAAGAUAUUUAAGAAACAAUCUCUGCCUUCAAACGUCUACCAGAGGGCUGUGAAGAAGUCCUUACACAUCCCAAAUGGACACCUUGACUUGUUCCUCCGCUUCCUUCUGGGUCUUUCACUGGAGACCAGUCAGACUCUCCUUCGAGGCCUGCUGACACAGACUGGAAGUAGUUCACAAACCAAUAAGAAAAUAAUCCAGUACAUCAAGAAGAAGCUCAAUAAAAAUUUGCCUGCAGAGAGAAGCAUCAAUCUGUUCCACUGUUUGAAUGAACUGAAUGACCAUUCUUUAGUGGAGGAGAUUCAAAAGUACAUGAGUUCAGGAAGUCUCUCCACAGAUGAACUGUCUCCUGCUCAGUGGUCAGCUCUGGUUUUCAUCUUACUGUCAUCAGACAACGAUCUGGAUGUGUUUGACCUGAAGAAAUACUCUGCUUCAGAGGAGGCUCUUCUGAGGCUGCUGGCAGUUGUCAAGGCCUCCAACAAAGCUCUAUUGAGUGACUGCAAUCUCUCAGAGAAAAGCUGUGAAGCUCUGUCCUCAGUUCUCAGCUCCAACUCCUCUAGUCUGAGAGAGCUGGAUCUGAGUAAUAACAACCUGAAGGACUCUGGAGUGGACCAUCUAUCCAAUGGAGUUCGGAGUCCACACUGUAAACUGGAAAUUUUAAGAAUGUGUGGCUGUAAUCUGUCUGAAAGUAGCUGUAAAGCUCUGUCCUCAGUUCUCAGCUCCCAGUCCUCUAGUCUGAGAGAACUGGAUCUGAGUAACAACAACCUGCAGGAUUCAGGCAUGAAGCUUCUGUUUGCUGCAGUGGAGAGUCCAGACUGUAAACUGGAAAUUCUCAGGAUGGAGCCUGCUGGAGUCCGAUGGUUGAGACCAGGUCUGAGGAAGUAUUCCUGUCAACUCAGAAUCGACACAAACACAGUGAACACAAACCUCAAACUGUCUGACAACAACAGGAAGGUGACACAUGUGGAGGAUGUUCAGUCAUAUCCUGAUCAUCCAGAAAGAUUUGAUGUUCCUCAGCUGCUGUGUAGUAAUGGUCUGACUGGUCGCUGUUACUGGGAGGUUGAGUGGAGAGGAGACAUUUAUAUGUCAGUGAGUUACAGAAGAAUCAGAAGGAAAGGAAAUGGUAAAGGAUGUUUGUUUGGAGGGAAUGAUCAGUCCUGGCGUCUGAGCUGCACUGAUGAUGGUCCUUGUUCUGUCAGGCACAAUAACAGAUACACAUCCAUCUCCUCCUCCUUCUUCUCCAUCUCUAACAGAGUAGCAGUGUAUGUGGACUGUCCUGCUGGCACUCUGUCCUUCUACAGAGUCUCCUCUGACACUCUGAUACACCUUCACACCUUCAACACCACAUUCACUGAAACUCUUUAUCCUGGAUUUACAGUCUUUCCUGGUUCCUCAGUGUUUGUGUGCUAA
Molecule: messenger RNA, 3150 nt
Organism: Pelmatolapia mariae (spotted tilapia)
Lineage: Eukaryota; Metazoa; Chordata; Actinopteri; Cichliformes; Cichlidae
Product: protein NLRC3-like
Exons: 9
Coding region: 1-3150 (1049 amino acids)
Biological process (GO): intracellular signal transduction
Molecular function (GO): protein binding
Source: RefSeq, a predicted model, not a curated record